Salvelinus sp. IW2-2015 is the source of this 3378-nucleotide messenger RNA. RefSeq names its product trophinin associated protein. NCBI's taxonomy places the organism in Eukaryota, Metazoa, Chordata, Actinopteri, Salmoniformes, Salmonidae. The record is from RefSeq and is a predicted model, not a curated record.
CAAUGAAAAUACGUGCUUUUUACAAACUGACGCAUGUCAAGGAAGUUUUGAGGGUUUUUUUGGGGGUGAUAACAGCAAAGUCUGGGAUAUUCUUAAUAUUUUCUUCGAAAUUUACAGAAUACAUUUUUGGAAGCAAGCAAACAGUUCACUAUUUUGAAGUUUGCAUGUGAGUAAAGUUAGUUAUUUACAGAACAUUGUUGAACCCCUGACUGAGCCAACAUGGAUUCCUCUCCAGUACUGCGUCAGCAAUGUCAGAACACAAUCCUGAACGACCAUUCAAGUCUCAACAGAAUGACAGCAGACACAAAGCCAGGCUCUAAACACCCCUCUGUACCCCACCCUUCCAAACACCCCUCUGUACCCCACCCUUCCAAACACCCCUCUGUACCCCACCCUUCCAAACACCUCUCUGUACCCCACCAUUCCAAACACCCCUCUGUACCCCAUGGCCAUCCUUCCAAACUGGGGCCUGAGAACAAGGACCCAGCAGCAGCCUCAGACAACGGUCCUAAACUCACUAUAAAACCGCUGGGCAUCAGCAGGCUGCCAGUGCUGGCCAAGUCCCUGCCCCUUAAGACUCCCUCUGACUUCACACUGUCACACAAGAGAUGGGAGGACAACUCUCUAGCGGGUAAAGCCAAGAGGAUGAAACCAAGCACCAAGCCUGUGCCUUUCAACUUCUCUAAUCACAAGGCAAACCGAAUGGGGGCACAGAACCAGAGGGGACCGCUGGCUGCUACUGAAAGGGCUGGUGCUCAACCAACCCAACCUAAAAGUACUUUUAGCACUGCUGCCCAUCUAAAAACAAGACCCACAACAACCACUGCCAAACUGCCCAGUAGCAUCCCAGCAACUCAUAACAAGGCCCAAUCAAAGUCAACAGUAGAGCUUGCUGUUCAACUCCCAACACUACACUUGGCAGCUAGAAAAGCAGGCCCAGGGCCUGGCGGCAUCUUGUCACAGCAAAAUAGAGAGUCGGUGAAGCCUCAUCAAACCCAGGCUCCCAGUGCUGCCACCUCCAUGUCUUUGUCUCAACAUCCAAAAGGAAAGGCCCAGUCUUCUUCAGAUAAUCUAUUGCACGUACCUGGAUUGGGACAACUUUCCAGACCUCCCAGUUCAUUUGCUCUUGGCUCAGGUCUUUCGUCCAGUGCUUUCUCAUUUAGUAGUGCCUCCACUGCCUCAGCCCAGCCCACUGCCCUCAGUACGGAAGCCUGUGGGGGCCAUUUUGACAUGCUCAGCUUGAAAGAUCCUUCCAUGCCUGGGCAGUUACCAAGUAGUAGCGCUGGGAGUGUGGAGGCUACCUUCCACUCUGACCCCUCUGCCCUACGUAGUAUCCUCCAGAAUGAGGGAAUCAGUGCAGCCAGGGUCUUUAUGUCCAGCCGUCCCUCUACACAAGCCUAUAACAACAUGCCCCAGAGAGUGUCCAUCAUGAAGAAUGGUCCGAAGACAGCGCUCUCUGCUGGUCCCGUAAAGUCUGUUCAGUUCUCCCCUGAGCCUUCAUCCCUCAACAGCAUCCUGCAGGAUGAAGGGGUCAGCUACUCUCUCCAGCCCCAGAGAGUGUCUGUCAUGAAGAGUCACCAGAAGACAGCAGCCUCUGCAGGUCCAGUACGGAGUGUUCAGUUCUUCCCAGAUGCUGCAGCCCUCGGCAGCAUCCUGCAGAAUGAAGAGGUGAAGGCUGGGAGACCCCUGGGGGCCACACCCCAGCGCACCUCUGCCUGUCCAUCUGGCAGGGGCACCUACAUCUACACUGCACAGCGAGUACCUAUCACAAAGUGGCACACUGAAGCACCUGGAGAACCUAUGGUGACAUCAGUCAGCCUGACCCCUGCCUUAAAGUGGACACCCCAGCGGGUCCCUGACACAAGGCAUCAGCCCAUGUCCAUGAGGAGGCUCCUGUCUGCCCAUUGGACCCCCUACGCAGGCUCUCCCAGUCUCAGGGGCCUCCAGGGCCACAGCGGAGAUCUGGAGACAUGCAAGGAGGAGAUUGUCCAGACAUUGUUUAAGGAGACUGAAGAGGAAGAACGGACAGACGGUGUGGUGUUGGAUCAAGACCCUGCUGAGACGCGAGCAGACCAACAGCUGACGAAGGAGGAGAAGCAAAGUAACACAGGAGGACGACUCCAGACUUUCUACCAAGCCCCACACAGAGAAUCAGUCAUUUUCUUCUCAACUGCCAAGAAGCUGCACAGAGCAGCUCCAGCACACGAACAGGAGAGUCCUGUGGCCAGAUCUCUGGAGCGAGGUGGGCCCAUGGAGCAUUGUGCUGCAGCAGGACAGGAGGCGAUGCACCUCCUCCCUCUGCAUCCAGAGUUAGACAGAGCCUCUGCACCAGAGAUCCCUGAAGUCACAGCUGCAGCCACAGAUCUGACCAGGUUGACCAACCUUUCAGCUUUUGUCCCCCUGAGCCAGCCCAGAGAUAGUAUUAUGUUCCCAAAGAGCGGUGCUCUGAGUUCUGCUACAGCCUUGCUCCGCCGGCGCCUCCCCCCUCUGAAGGAGCUACGUCUGGAUGCGGAGGUGGCCACCUACACCUCCUCCCCAUUCCUACCUCCCUCGUCAUCUUGGCCCCUGCAGACCCGCUGUGGAAACCCUGUAGCAGCAGCCCUGCAUCUCCAGGACUACACUUUUUUUCAGCCAAUUAUCUUGGACCCCUCAUCUACUUCCUACUCCUCUCCUCUCUGGGAGAGAUGAUGACUGUUUCACUGUUGUUUUUUUUAGUCUGGUCUAGUUUACUGAUCAGAAGAGACCCAUAAUGGAUUGUUAAGCUACGUCUUUAAGGAGUGUGUAUGUUUGUUUUCCGAACCCUGUUAUAGCAAGAUUUGCUGUCACACUUACAAAAUAUCUAUUACUGCUCAAAGUAGCUACUUUUCCAAAAAAGUAACAUACCCAUGUUUAAUAAUGUAUCAAGUUAGAAACAUUUUUACCACAUUGGCAUGCACUGGCUAUAUAAUGCUAAUAAUAAUUUUUAUUUCUGACAGUAUUACAGUAUGCAAAAUAUCCAAGAAUGAGACAUUUUUACAUUUUGAUUGGAAUCAGAAACUAAGUGAAUGAAUUGGUGUCCAGAAAUCAAAUGUUGGUGGGUACCAAUGAUUGAAAUCUAUGAUUUCAGAGUAGGCUACUGAACCCAUUGGGAAUUGUUAACUUGAUCAAUGUUGCAAUAAAAUGUAUUUAUUACAUCUUUCAAAAAUACGAAAGUAAAAUUUUCUUUGACACUUUUUAGAAAAACAUAUACACACCGUAUGUGUGUUAUGUUUGCAUUUUUUCAUGCUGUGUGUGUGUGUGUGUGUGUGUGUGUGUGUAUAGUGACCUAGUUCAACACUAACCAAAUGAGGCCCAAAUCAGAUUUGCUCAUUUGUUUAUAAUAAAUGUAUAUGAACUUUC